Elephantulus edwardii (Cape elephant shrew) is the source of this 549-nucleotide messenger RNA. Its product is annotated as arylamine N-acetyltransferase 1-like. Gene Ontology annotation, molecular function: acetyltransferase activity. The coding region runs from base 1 to 549 and encodes 182 amino acids. NCBI's taxonomy places the organism in Eukaryota, Metazoa, Chordata, Mammalia, Macroscelidea, Macroscelididae. The record is from RefSeq and is a predicted model, not a curated record. The transcript has a single exon.
AUGUUACAAGUGACUAUCAGUGGCAAGAACUACAUCGUGGAUGCUGGGUUUGGACGCUCCUAUCAGAUGUGGCAGCCUCUGGAGCUAAUUUCUGGAAAGGAUCAGCCUCAGAUACCUGGCAUUUUCCGUUUGAGAGAGGAGGGAAGAAUCUGGUACCUAGACCAAAUGAGAAGAGAACAGUAUAUCCCAAACCAAGAGUUUCUUAAUUCUGAUCUCCUGGAAAAGAAUAAAUAUCGAAAACUAUACUCUUUUACACUUGAGCCUAAAACAAUUGAAGAUUUUGAGUCUGUGAAUAUAUAUCAUCAGACAUCUCCGGAAUCUUUGUUCACAAACAAAUCUUUUUGUUCCUUGCAGACAAGAGAUGGGGCUCACUGUUUAAUGGGCUUCACUCUCACUUCUCGAAGAUUCAAUUAUAAGGACAACAUAGAUCUAUUAGAGUUUAAGAUCCUAAAUGAGAAUGAAGUAGAAGAAGUGCUGAAGAAUCUAUUUAGAGUGUCCCUGGAAAAAAAAGUUGUGCCUAAAAAUAGUGACCAUUCUUUUACUAUUUAG